Penaeus vannamei (Pacific white shrimp) is the source of this 1846-nucleotide messenger RNA. Lineage: Eukaryota; Metazoa; Arthropoda; Malacostraca; Decapoda; Penaeidae. The record is from RefSeq and is a predicted model, not a curated record.
GGAAGGCUGGUACAAUUUCCUUCCCAAGAAACUCGAAAUAAUAUUGAGAUUUGGAUCAAAACCCUUGGGGGCUCAGGCAAAUUGCGGACGUUUUGCAGAGAAUUUGUUGUGCACUGAAAUUAAGCAGAGGGUCAAAAUGGGUGAUAAUUUUGGGUAUACUUACCACACGCCUAGAGCAAGUUUUGUGUUUAAGAUGAGAAAAAUUCUCUCUCAUGUUAGUGAUUUGUUUAGUGAAUUUAGCAGAUUCAUUGCACCUGCUUAUCAUCAUGAUAGAUGUGAAAGGUCAGUGCAGAUGCGACUGUACACCAUGCACAAGAGAGAGUUUGUCAUGGUGUUUAUCAUCUUCUUUGCAUCCCUUGGACUCGCACUCUUCGUAGGGCUGGCCGGGCCACCUAUCACAGCCAAGGUAGAGCAGAGAGCCUCACAGCUGACACCAGGACUCAACCAGUCACAGAUGACCACAGGACCGUUUCUGAUGAAGUCACCGCCACUUACCACCUAUGGGCAACAGCUGUGGGUCAUUGCCAAGAUUAUGAUAGAUGUGAAAGACAAGCAAUCCUUCCGCAAAGACUUCUACUUAAGUGUGUCUAUUGAGGGACUGACCAGGGAACACAAGGCAGAGACUGUCAUGUCAGCUGAUAAACCUCACAAUAGAACACGCACUCUAGAGUGUGACGAAAAGGAAUGUGGAGAAUUCACUGUGAUGCACCUUGGUUAUCUUCGAUACACUCAUUACAUCAUCACUGUUAACUUUUAUGGCCUCAGUGAAAUUCAGCAGUGGUAUAAUGUAGAAGAUGUUGUUUUCCAUUUCAAAACCUACAAUCCAUCAUUUACAAAACUGGAAAUCUGGAUUCGCUUCAUAUUUCUCCUUCUCACCUUCACUGUGGCUUGCUUGCUGGCCCACAGUCUCAGGAAGUAUGCUAUUUAUGACUGGUCCAUUGAGCAAAAGUGGAUGUCAAUACUUCUUCCUUUCCUUCUGCUGUACAAUGACCCUGUGUUCCCUAUGACAUUUUUGAUGGAGUCGUGGGUUCCGGUCUUGGUAGAUGCGCUGUUCCAAGCAACAUUCCUGUGUGCUCUUCUGCUCUUUUGGCUCUGCAUAUACCAUGGGCUCAGACAGAAUGAACGAUCAUUUACAUCGUUCUACCUCCCCAAGUUAACCAUUGUGGGCUUGCUCUGGCUAACGGCAAUUGUAAUGGCAGCCAUGCAGAAAUACAGCGAGUUGCGUGACCCUAUGUACCUAGCGGCCAUCGAGACAAACCACUUUCAGAAAUUCAAGAUCUUUUUCUUCAUAAUUGGAUCAGUUUACAUCCUGUAUCUUGUGUAUCUAAUCAUCACAGCAUACAGUGAACUCAGAUCAAUGCCCUAUUUUGGUAAGUUUUGUGACACUUGUUGAUGGCUCAUUGUGCUGUGUGUGAGCCUGACGAUUACAGUCUUGAGGUUUGGUGUUGGAGUUCUUGAGGACAAUUUUGUGUCACAGCUCUCGACACACUAUGACUCCUCAGCCCAAUUCAUGGCAUUCUAUGGCCUUCUCAACCUCUACUUAUAUACCAUGGCAUAUGUCUAUUCUCCAUCGGAGCGGGCCUUGAUGGAAACUCACAUAAUGAAGGAUAACCCAGCCUUCAGCAUGGUGAAUGAUUCUGAUGAGGAUGUUAUCUACGGUUCUGAUGAGGACACAAGACGACCCUUGAAUAGAGGAAGCAAUGACAACGACGAGAGUGAUUAACUCAUGUUAAAUUUUUCAAAGGUUGAGAAUUGUAAGAGUGAAUAUUACGAAAAACAUUUGCCAUGUAGGUUGUCAAAUUGUUGAGGAUCACUUCAAAAGAUGAUAAGUGAGAUGGCAAAUCUU